Messenger RNA from Chlorocebus sabaeus (green monkey), 1475 nucleotides. The record is from RefSeq and is a predicted model, not a curated record. NCBI's taxonomy places the organism in Eukaryota, Metazoa, Chordata, Mammalia, Primates, Cercopithecidae.
AUGUCUCCAGGACACAGCACUGAGGAGAUGGGGCUCCUCAGGCAGGAGGUGGCCUCUCAACCGCCGGUGGACUGCCCCCAUCACGCCUCCCGCCACCAGUGCCCUGAGGGUGAGGACACCAAGGCCCCAGCAGAUGGCAGAACCUCGCCUUUCCAGCCGACUGUUGGGCCAGGCACUGAGGCUCAGCUUCUGCAGAGGAGAAUGCUUCGACCCCUGGGAAGGCAGGCCACCUGCGCCAAGGGUAAGGAGGAGAUGAGACUCACACUGCAAGGACCGGCUAGGCCGUGGCCUUCCCUGAGCGGCUGGUACACCAUCUACCUGCCUGACUGCCGGCCCCUGACUGUGCUCUGUGACAUGGACACGGACGGAGGGGGCUGGACCAGGAUUUCUUCAGUGGAGGGUGACGCCUGGGUGGACUUCUACCGGGACUGCACGCAGAGGCAGGGGCUUCGGCAGUCGGCUCGCCUGGGCUUCCUGGAACAUAAGCGCCUCUUAGCCCACAGGGGAUCGGGCCCUGAGCGCACUCAGGGUGGCACUGGGACCUCCGAGGGCUGCGUCCCCUGCCGCAGGCUGUGGCGGCAUCGGGACAGGAGAGGGUUAGAGCUCCGGGCUGAAGGCCUCUUCAGUCCCACAGGAACCAGCGAGCUCCGUGUAGACCUGGUGGAUUUUGAGGGCAAUCGCCAAUUUGCUAAGUACAGAUCAUUCAAGGUGGCCAGUGAGGCGGAGAAGUACAAGCUGGUCCUGGGGACCUUUGUGGAGGGCAGUGCGGGUGAUUCUCUGACAUACCACAACAACUACCCCUUCUCCACCAAAGACCGAGACAACGACCAAGAUGCUGAAAACUGUGCUGUGCGCUAUCAGGGAGCCUGGUGGUAUGCCACCUGUCACCUGUCAAAUCUGAAUGGUGGCUACCUCGGGGGGGCCCAUGAGAGCUUUGCAAAUGGCAUCAACUGGAAUUCGGGGAAAGGGUACAACUACAGCUACAAGGUGUCAGAGAUGAAGGUGCGGCCCACCUAACCCAGCGCUGAGGUCAGAGGGUCUCUCCACGCACCCUGGCUGGAGGAGCGCAUCCCUUAGCCUUCACCAAGAGGGCAACGUGGGUAUCGUGGCCCCCAUCCUCAUGGAAAGAGGGAGCUCCCACCAGUCCCUUGUAGGCAUGGCCCGCAGAGCUUUGCGCCCAGUGCCAGCGUCCAGCCCCCUGUCUCCCAUCUGCAAGGUUAGGCGAAGCCCCAGCGUGCCUCCCUCACCGCAGCUGUCAGUGCUUGCUUGCCUCACAGGUGAUCAUGGAAUGCCAUGGCUAUUUGCCCUGCCCUGACCACUGGCCAUGCCACUGUGCUGCUCAUCCGUCCUUGCUUCCCUGUGACUUGGCCCUGUGGGUGGAUCAGAUGCCCUAGGGCUGAGGGGGUUUCCCAUUGGCUAAGACAAAGUAGGGCCGCCCUGCCUGUUUGUGAAUAAAGUUUUAUCGGCACAGCCAU